AUGAUUGAGGAGAACAACCAAAACCUAGAAAAUUUACGAAAUACUGUUCAAGAACUCCAAGAAAAAAUAACGGCAUUAGAAACGAAAGAACGAGAACUUCAAACUGAAUUAAGCAAUACCACAAUCAACUUAGAAAGAGCAACUUCAGAUUUAGAAACAAAAAAAGACGAAAUUACUAAUUUAGAAAAUUUCC
This is a messenger RNA of Racocetra persica, 193 nucleotides long. Lineage: Eukaryota; Fungi; Glomeromycota; Glomeromycetes; Diversisporales; Gigasporaceae. The record is from the annotation of a GenBank genome assembly.